AUGUCGACUGUGGCCAAAAGUUAUAACAAGAACGCUGAUUCCGUCGUGGCUUACUGUUCAGAGCGCACCGUCAUUCAAUCUCCUCUCCAAGAUGAACUUCAAAAGGAAACUCUUGCAAAUGCUCCAAUGUCAAUGAUGCUCGGAGCUCCAGAAGUCCUUAGUUUCGGACAAAACUUCAUUAGAUCUUUCGGAGGAAAACGUGUUCUCGAUGUUGGAACAUUCACUGGAGCAUCUGCGUUGGCAUGGGCUCUUGCUGUUCCAGAUGAUGGAGAAGUCUACACUUUUGAUAUUGAUCAUACCAAUUACAAGAAGUACGGAGUCCCAAUCAUCUCGAAAUGCGAGAAGACAUUCAAGAAGAUUCAUGCUGUUGAGGGAUCCGCUUUGGAGGCUAUGGACAAACUCAUUGCCGAUGGUCAAUCUGGAACUUUCGACUUCGCCUUCAUUGAUGCUGACAAAGUCAACUACAGUAACUACUAUGAUAGAUCCAUCACUCUUCUUCGCAAAGGAGGAGUCAUCUUCGUGGAUAACUGUCUCUGGGGUGGAUCAGUAUGCAAUCCAGACACAAGAAAUGACGAAAGCACCCGUGCUAUUCACGAGGCUAACGACAAGAUCUAUAGCGACGACCGUACCUACUCAGCUCUUUUGAAUCUCGGAGACGGAACUCAUGUUGCUUUCAAGAAGUAA
Molecule: messenger RNA, 684 nt
Organism: Caenorhabditis remanei
Lineage: Eukaryota; Metazoa; Nematoda; Chromadorea; Rhabditida; Rhabditidae
Exons: 4
Coding region: 1-684 (227 amino acids)
Molecular function (GO): O-methyltransferase activity; S-adenosylmethionine-dependent methyltransferase activity
Source: RefSeq, a predicted model, not a curated record